Messenger RNA from Pteronotus mesoamericanus, 4762 nucleotides. It is a transcript of the gene PHACTR4, whose product is annotated as phosphatase and actin regulator 4. Gene Ontology annotation, molecular function: actin binding. The record is from RefSeq and is a predicted model, not a curated record. Bases 496 to 2628 code for a protein of 710 amino acids. The transcript has 16 exons. Gene Ontology annotation, biological process: neural crest cell migration; actin cytoskeleton organization. Lineage: Eukaryota; Metazoa; Chordata; Mammalia; Chiroptera; Mormoopidae.
ACUUCCUACCCCUCACUGUCCGGCCUGCUCCCUUUUCCCCCCUCCCGGGGGCCGAAGGCUCUGGCUGCCGCCAGCGGCCUGCGGGCCAAGUAGGAUUUCCGGGGGAAACUACUGUGGAGGCUAAGUAAGCUGCGGCGGCAACCCGGAAACUAUAUCCUACCUCCGUAAAUUGGUUAAUAGUGACAUGGAAGAUCCACUUGUGUGCACCCUGGAAUGACAGGCAUUCCUGUGUGAAGAGAGCCAGCGUGAAGACGUAUUUGUAAGAACCACAAGUGCCCAGGCCAGGAUACAGGGAGAGAGAAAACUCCAGCGGAUUGACCUCAUACCAUUUCCUGAUGUUUGGCAGUGAUACUGAGAGAGGAGUGCACGUCCCCUCCUUAUGUGGAUUUAUCUUUUAAGGAAAGUUCGCUUUGGUCCAGCACAGUUUGUUGUCGUGAGACACAUCAGACAAUAUAAUCAUGGGGCAAGCUGAUGUCUCCAGACCGGUAAAUCCAGAUGCAAUUGACUUCUCCAGAGAACCCUGAGACAGUAGAAGAAGCCGACCAGCCCACUGCCGACGCAGGCAUGAUCAUGGACAGCGUGGAAGCAGGGGGAGACACGACGCCUCCCACGAAAAGGAAGAGCAAGUUCUCAGGCUUCGGCAAGAUCUUCAAGCCCUGGAAAUGGAGGAAAAAAAAAAGUAGUGAUAAAUUCAAAGAGACAUCAGAAGUUUUAGAGCGAAAAAUAUCUAUGCGAAAACCAAGAGAAGAGCUGGUUAAAAGAGGGGUUCUGUUGGAGGACUCUGCACUGGAUGGUGAGGACCCAGGGAAGCUGAACCAUGCCAUGUUGAAGAAUGGCCAUACCACCCCCAUAGGGAGCACCAGAUCUUCUAGUCCAGUCCAAGUAGAAGAAGAGCCAGGAAGAGGAGCAGGUCUUGGGAAACCUGUUCCAGAAGAGGACCCAAAGAAGCGCCUAGGCUCAACUGGAAGCCAGCCUAAUUCUGAAGCAGAGUCCGUUCCUGAGAAUGCACCCAAGCAGCCUUUACUUCCCCCUAAAAGGCCACUGUCCUCUUCUUAUGAAACAAAUGAAGGACAAGCAAAGGAUGCCACUUCCUCUGGCAGCACAGCAAGGUCCAUGUCCUCCACCUCCAUCGCCGCCGCUACCAUAACACCUGCUGCCACUGCCACCGUCACAAACCUACCAAAAACUGUUAUUAAUUCCUCUGUCCCCCCUUCCCCAGCGCCCAGGACUCUGCCUGCUGCUCCUGUGAGCACUAACACUACUGCUACCCCGAGCCUCCCUCAGACAGUCCCUGCCAAGCAGCCCCCUAUCCCUCCCCCUAAACCAACAAACAGAAAUAGCAACCCUGUCAUUGCAAUAAACAGUGGUACAUUGUUAUCAAAACCAUCCCCACCCUUACCACCUAAGAGAGGCAUCCCAUCAACCUUGGUACCCACCUCAGAGUCUGCCAUCCCCACCACCACCACGAAAGCUCCAAGCGAUCACAGAGAGAAGAGCACAUGUUCUGUGGGUUCUGAACAGCUGAUGAUGAUCCCACCUCGCUCUCCGUCCCCCCCACUGCCUACUCAUAUACCUCCAGAGCCCCCACGGUCCCCUCCAUUCCCUGCUAAGACUUUUCAAGUUGUGCCAGAAAUUGAGUUUGCACCUUCCUUAGAUCUACCCCAGGAGGUUCUCCAGCAGGAGGACCAGAAAAAGGAAGUGCCCAAGAGGAUGUUGGAUCACAGCUUUGGGGAGCCCCAUGUACCCUCUAGGCUGCCCCCACUCCCACUGCAUAUCCGAAUCCAGCAGGCCCUCACCAGCCCACUUCCCAUGAUUCCUUCCUUGGAGGGCUCUCACAGAGCUCAUUCGUUGCUCUUCGAGAACAGUGACAGCUUUUCUGAGGACAGCAAUACCCUGGGUCGUACCAGGUCACUUCCCAUCACUAUUGAGAUGCUGAAAGUUCCAGACGAUGAAGAAGAGGAGCAGACACAUCCAUCUGCAUUCAGUGAAGACAUGCCACCUACCUCAGCCGUCCCUAAGCUGCCGCAGUGUCUGCAGGAGGAAGAGGAAGAGAAGGAGAGUGACUCAGACUCAGAAGGUCCCAUUCAGUACCGAGACGAAGAGGAUGAAGAUGAAAGCCAGAAUAGUGCUCUGGCCAACAAAGUAAAGAGGAAAGACACACUGGCAAUGAAGUUGAACCACAGACCCAGUGAACCAGAGUUGAACUUGAAUUCUUGGCCUCGAAAAAGCAAAGAGGAGUGGAAUGAAAUACGGCACCAGAUUGGGAACACACUGAUCCGGCGACUGAGUCAAAGACCAACCCCAGAAGAACUUGAACAACGAAAUAUACUACAGCCUAAAAACGAAGCUGAUCGUCAGGCAGAGAAACGAGAGAUUAAACGGCGGCUCACGAGAAAGCUCAGUCAAAGGCCAACUGUGGCUGAACUACUUGCCAGGAAGAUUCUGAGGUUUAAUGAGUAUGUGGAGGUAACAGAUGCUCAAGAUUAUGACCGGCGAGCGGACAAACCAUGGACCAAACUGACCCCUGCGGACAAGGCUGCCAUAAGAAAAGAGCUGAACGAAUUUAAAAGCUCAGAGAUGGAGGUUCAUGAAGAGAGCAAACAUUUUACACGCUACCAUCGUCCAUGAUGCUGAAGUUUGAGAAAGGAACUAAACAACCCCCCAAAACAGGGCUACUUUGCUGCUUUGGUCCCCAGAAUGACAAGGCGGGAACUUGAGCACUCACCAGCACAGCCAGAAUUGAGUCCUCUGGGGUGAACAGCACUUCUAUGAAUGUAGCAUUUCACUGGAAUGGAUUCCCACGUGCUGCCUUGAGGAAAAACUGAACACUGUCAGUGCUUUGAACUUUUGAAUAUUGCAGCAUAUUUGAGGGAUCUUCCCUCAGCAGCCACAAGCGACCUGGGCCACUUGCAGGUUCCAAGUUGUAUUGGCUGCAUCACAGCCUCGCCCCACAACGCCUGCCUGUGCUGAGACACAGUUCACACCAUCAGCCUUACCUGCUCUGUCCUGGUUGUGAGACCCAUUGUGUAGGCACUAAAUUCCAGCCAUGAAAUCCAGUUGGUGGUGGGGAAAACCGAGGGCCCCAACCUUCUGGCAAAGGGGCACCCACUUCCAGGGGAAGCCUUCACACCACACUGGCACGUCAACAUUGCACUAUACCUCUUGUAACACAGCAAUACAGUCCUUUUCAGGCCGUUGAGCCUGAAAGAAGCUCAGGAUCUGACAAGUGCUUGCUUCCUUUUUGACACAGAUUAUCCUGAUUUUUAUUUUUUUUUAAAGUCUUGAAGUAGUAAUGGAAACUUAUGUUCACUCUGACCUGCAACCAGAUUUCAAGUUGGAAAAGGGCAAAAGUAUGUGUAUUUUCUAAAUACAAAACCAAAAGAGCAUUUAUGUUAAUGCCAACUUGGCAGAAAACUGACCCAUGGCCUAAAUGUUGUACUUUUAUUGUACCAAAUGAUAGCGUGCAUCGUUUUGACCAAUAGGUACAUUCCCCUCCACAAAGCAGAGUCGUAGCAACUCUGGGAGCGCUUGUGUGCUGCCAGUCCCCACACUCUCAGGCAGAGUCACAGCAAGGUCCUAGGGGUGUUGGGCGCUAAAUAGGAAGGGUCUUUCGAGAAAUAAUUAGGAGAACCGUCAUGACCCACUGCUCCUCUCCCUCAGCACAAACGUCGGUCCUCUCCUGCUGCGCAUCCCGGGCAGCUUCCACCUCACUCAUCCCUACUCUUCCAGGUGUAGUUGGUGCCUGGGCAUGGGCACAGCCCCCACUCCCUUUUUUUGUAAUAUGUAAUAAUACGAUUUCCUAAAACAUGAUUCAGUUACCUUCUUUAAAUUUGUAUUGAAGACCUCACAGCCUCACUAUUUCCCUCUAAUUCCACACUAAGUGGAAGAAAAAAAUAGUUUCUACUUAACUGAUGAAUGUGGCUGUUUCUCUUUCAUGUUCAGAAAAUUGUGGCUGUUUCAUAGAUUUCUUCUGCUGUCCCCAUUGUUCUUUAUGUAAUUUCAAUAUAUUUUUCUAUCUUUCUCCUUUCAUGUCAGUUCAUAUUUGCUGAAGAAUCAGAAUGUCAUGUCAAAACAAAAAAGUUAAAGCAAUCUUAAAGAGUAGUGUCCUCUGGAGAAUGGGAGUUACUGGAUUUCUCAGUUACUGUCAAGUCCUUUAUGGCCAUAGAGAUAUACUGGAUUCACAGCUGCUUGAAACUUAACGUUUGGUAGGACUGACAGAAAGCUGAGUGACAACUGUACAAAGUUGUUAGAGGUCUGUAUAUAAGGUGGCCACACAUUAACUGCUAACUUGACUUUUUCUAACCUUUCUAUCUUGGUUUGGGGAUUAGUUGGCUUAUGCCAGAAUCUUCUGUGGCUUAUAGUGACAUUUUCAAACAGUUCCUUCACUGCCUUUCUUUCCCCUAAUGUGCCAAGCUUGAAGUGGGAUUUGAUUUCCUGAGUUACUUGUCUGCUUUCUAUGUGCCACCAACGAAUCUAGUUAAUCUUUCAUCUCAUUCAUGUUCUUUUGAAAGAAGACACUUUGGGGGUCAAGUCUUUUCAGGUGUUUAAAAAAAACAUAUAUAUAUAUAAAAGGAUUUUAUGUCCUUUCCAUGUAAGUAACAAGUCACAAUCAUGCUGUAUAGAAGAAAUAAAAGCCUGAUGUAUUGUACUUCAAAAUGCUUCCCUGAUGUACAGAAUCUCCUUGUAAAAUAAGUAAUUGCAUUGUAUAUCAGUCUUCCUACCAACAUUAAUUAUUAAAGUAUUUUAGAAUUUAAAAAAAAAA